Molecule: messenger RNA, 2271 nt
Organism: Entrophospora candida
Lineage: Eukaryota; Fungi; Glomeromycota; Glomeromycetes; Entrophosporales; Entrophosporaceae
Source: the annotation of a GenBank genome assembly
AUGUAUCAAUGUGACAAUUGUGAAGAAUGGUUUCGACAAAAACAAUCAGAAUUAAAAAAAAUUCAAAUUAUAAUCAAAAAACGUAGAAAAAGAAUUCAACAACAACAACGAGGACAAAUUUGUGAUAGUUGUGAUCAACAAAAUCAUUUUCAUAAAGAAAUCAUUGCAUGUAGUGAGUGUGGGUAUCCUGAACCAAAAGUUGAUAAUUUAUAUCAUAUUGCUGUGGAAGUAAUUGAUGAGAGCGACGAGGACGAGGAGGAUGACGACGAAAGCGAGAAAGAUGAAAAACAAGAGAAAGAAGUGGAGUUUAGCAAAUGUCCAAGAUGUAACAAAUUAUUAAAAAAGUUUUUGAAAUGUCGACAAAGUACUGGCGCUAUUAGUAGUAACAAUAAUAUAAGUAGCACUAGACAAAAUUUUGCCUUUUUUCGUUCACAGGAUGAAGGUAUAUCGAAUAUUCCACAACCAUCAAAAUCAUCAUCAAAAACACCGACAAAAAAAUCAUCGUUAUCAAAACGGUCAUCAAAACCGUCAUCAUCACCACCCACAAACAACACAACUACCACCUCAACUUCACCAACUUCACCAAACAUUAACAACACUACUAGCAACAACGCAACCACUAAUACCAAUACCAACACCAGCAGAAACUCUACAAAUAGUAAACAUAAUAGUAAGGAUGGUAAGGAUAUAACUUCAACAUUAAAAACUUAUUUAACAAAAAAAAAGCAAAGGUCUAGUCAUCAUCUUAAUAAUAACGGAGAUGCUGAAACACGUGCAUCAGUUGUCGAACCUUUAACAAUAAUACACGGUUUAAAAGAGGAAAUACAACAACGCGAGACGACAUUGGAAUCCUUGGAAAAGAAACUAAAGGGUUUGGAGUCGCAAAAAGAAAAGGCCUUAUCAGAAUUGGAGAAAGCACAAAAGCAAUUAAAAGAUAAUAGUCAUGAAAUCACAGAUCUCAAAAGUUCACUAGUGGAACGUGACCAGAAAAUAAAUAAGUUAACGAAGAUGGCAGAAAAAACCAAAAAAGAGAAGGACAACUUAAUAAAUGAGUUGGACAAAAUAAAAUCUGAAUUAAAAGUGCGUGAGAAAGAAAUAAGAGAUUUGAAUUUUUCAUUGUUGGAAUGUGCUCAUGAAUUACAAACAGUUAAAACUGACCUAGACUCAAUAAUGGAAGAAAGAGAUUUGGCAGUGUUAGAACUGCAAGAUCAAUCAUCAGACCGCGAGAAAUUAGUACAAUCACACACAAGUCAAUUACAACUGAUGAAAAAAGAACUUGAGAUAAUUCAAUAUGAUCUAGAGAGUACACAGUUAGAACUUGAAAAUACUCAAUUAAAAUACAAUGCAGAAGCAGAAGCAACACAAGCAAUGUGUUCAGCAGAAGUAGAGGCAACCAAAGCCAAAUUUGCAGCAGAAAUAGGAGUGAUUAAGGCCAAAUAUUCAGCAGAACUUCAUGCCACCAAGGAAGAGCAUGCAGAUGAAUUAGAAGCCACAAAAGCACACCUUUCCUUUUUUAAAUCACAACUUGAUUCAACAAAAGCACAACUUUCCUUUACAAAAUCCAAACUUGAAUGGGCAAGAGCUGAUUUAUCAUCAAUAAAAUCCCUGCUGGAUGCAACUAAAGCAGAACUUGCCACAUCAAAUAAUAAAUUAAAGAGGACAACGGCAGAGUUGAUAGCCACCAGAGCUGAGGUUGACGAAUACGUUGAAAUUAUUAGCUAUAAAGAUGGAUUGACAUCAUUUCAAGAAAAAGCAAAAAUAUAUCAGCUCGAAAGCGAGAACGCAAAAUUAAAAAAACAAGUUAGUCAAUCAAAAGCACAAGCAAAUGAACAAGAGUUAUUGAAAGAAGAGUUAGCACGUCUACAAUCAGAAUUAAUUUCAAUAAAAUUAAUUGGAUCAGGAAUAAAAGGACAACAACAACUGCAGAAGAAACAACAACAAGAUAAGCUUGCACUAUUGAAUAAUGAUUUGUCAACAUCAAGCUUUAAACAUAUAAUAGCACCGUUUUCACCACCUGAAUCACCAUCUAAUUCCAGACCAAGUAGUGAUUUAUUUUCAGAUAUUGAUAGUCCUGUAACAUCAACUCAUGAGAAUAAUGUAAACUCAACUAUGAUCGCAAAUGCUAAUGGUGAUUGGGUCACGGUAAAGAAACGUGGCAGUAAAAAACAACAAAGAGGAAACACCACGAUUAGAACUAACGGUCGUGGUGGCGGUAGAGGUGGCGGUAGAAGAGUGAGCAGCGGAAGUAGUAAUGGUGGUUAUGCCUACUAA